AUGGGAAAUACUCUUAUCAAUGUCGGUCAUGAACAGGUCCUUGUAGAUAGAAAACUAGGACAAGGAGGAUUUUCACAAGUUUAUCUUGUCCAUUCUCAAAUAAGUAAUAGAGAAUAUGCAAUGAAAGUUAUGUAUUAUGGUGACCAAAAUGAUUUAAAACGGAUUCAACAAGAAAUAAAUGUACAUAAAGCGUUAUGUAAAAACGAAUUUAUUGUACCAUUGAUUGAUAGUGCUAUCUAUAGUGAACCAGAAAAAAAAGUAGUAUUAUUGAUGGAUUAUUGUCCUGUUUCUACAAUUAAUGUAUUAGAAAGAACUUAUCCAAAUCCAAUAAAAGAAGAAGCUGUUUUAAGAAUGUUUUAUCAAAUUUGUCAUGCUGUUGCUUUUAUGCAUUCACAAAAUCCACCAUUGUGUCAUAGAGACUUAAAAGUAGAAAAUGUAUUAUUUAAAAAUAAAAAGUUCUUAUUAACUGAUUUCGGUAGUGUUGUACCAGAAAGUAAAUUUUAUAAUCGAACUAAAGGAGAUUGUCCUAUAAUUGAUGAGAAUAUUCAAAAAUAUACUACAUUAGCUUAUCGAUCACCAGAAAUGAUUAAUCUUUAUGACUAUAAACCAAUUGGAAGAAAGGCUGAUGUUUGGGCAUUAGGAUGUAUAUUAUAUAAAAUUUGUUACUUCGAUACUCCAUUUGAAGAAUCUCCAAUGAGAAUUCAAUUUUGUAAAUACUCUAUUCCAAAUAAUUAUUAUUCUAAGAAAGUGACUCAAUUCUUUGAAAAGAUCUUUGUUAUUGAUCCUUUUGAACGUAUUAACACUUUUCAACUUAUGGAUAUGAUAGCUAAAGAAGUUAACUUACCAAAUCCUUAUGCCAACUUAAUGGAUCAAUCUGAUCCUGUUGCUUCUAGUGCUCCUUCACCAUCUCCAAAUCCUGUUCAACCUCAAGAAGAAACGUUGAAACCACAAGUAUCAACUUCAAGUUCUGCUGGAUUAUUCUGGGAUAAUUUUAAAGACAUUCCUACACAAUCUGAUGAUUCUUUAAAACAAAAGCCAUCUAUUCUUCAACCAAAAACAUCUGGGGAAAGUCAAACAUCUUCUUCAAUAACCCAUUCAACUAAUUCAGUUAAUAAUAGCAGUUCAAAUAUUUCACCAUCACUUAACAAGUCAACAGAUUUAUUUUCCUUUGAUGAAUAUCCAAAGAAGUCAUAUACCCCAAUGACUACUUCAACAGAUUUAUUCUCAUUUAAUCAACCAAGUAAUACUACUGUUUCUCAAUCACCUAAACCAUCAUCUUCUGCUUCAUUAUUUGACUUUGGAACACCUUCAACAAAACAAACAACUAUUGUUAUGACUAGUAAUUCAUCUAACACACAUUCUCCACAACCAAAAAGUCAAGCAUUAUUUGAUUUUGAAAGUGAAAGUCCAUUUAAUUCAAAUUCUCAAAAGAAAGAUGAUAUAUUUGCUUCAUUAAAUACUAGUAAAUCAAAAAGUUCAUCACCAAAUAUUCAACAAACAAAUGGAGAUUUAUUUUGGAAAGGAACAAAAGAUUCUUUUGAUUUUAAUGGUCAAUGGUAA
Messenger RNA from Entamoeba histolytica HM-1:IMSS, 1560 nucleotides. RefSeq names its product protein kinase domain containing protein. Lineage: Eukaryota; Evosea; Mastigamoebida; Endamoebidae. Gene Ontology annotation, biological process: protein phosphorylation. Gene Ontology annotation, molecular function: protein serine/threonine kinase activity; ATP binding. The transcript has a single exon. The coding region runs from base 1 to 1560 and encodes 519 amino acids. Gene Ontology annotation, cellular component: cytoplasm. The record is from RefSeq and is a predicted model, not a curated record.